GAGAGCAUGGUUGAGUGUUGGCAGUGGGAGGGGUGAAGAGGCACAGAUGCAGUCCUCUCUAUGUAACGUACUGGUUUAACUUGCUGAGCCUGGUUUCCCUCAGACGCUCGUUGUGUUGACACUGGAUGAGACCUGAGCUCUCAUGGACGCACUAAAAGUGUGAAAUAACCCAAACCAGGAGGAUUUUUUCUCUACAAUGUGAUGGAUCCUCCUGCCAGGCAAGAUGAAACACUCCAGACACAAGAGUCUGACCUGCCCCUGCCUUUGAUAGUGGAAGAAACUCACAUUUACAAGAACCUUGAACAGCUUCAGGAAAAGGAUGAAGCACUUUUGUGUGAGACCUCCUUCACUGAGGUCAUCUGCCUGCCUGAAACUCAGCCACAACCUGCGGGUCAGCUCUUGGCUCGAGGCACUGAUAUCACUGACCACCACAACACAAGUGAGCUUCCCCCACUCCGCAGGCCUCAGCCUAAACCCCGAACCAGGCCUCUGCCCUGGGUGGAAGAAGGCCAUGCAGCCCCCCCUGUGCCCCCUAGGACACGAGUACCUCUCAGCCACCUCAGAAAGCAGUUUUCCUGUGACCUCCCCGAGCCAGUUCCCAAACUCAACCGAUCCAGGACGGAAAUAGACACUAAUGAGCUCUGGACGAUCAAACUAAUAGACACUCCACAGGGCAGCACCAGGAGGCUUUCCUCUUUUUGUGAGGCAACUUCCAAGCUGAUGUCACGGCACAAACACACGGACAGCGUUCAUAACUCAGGCGUGUUGUGGGGUCGAGUGUUGCAGGUCCACCCUGCCCUGCUGCAGCAGUUGGAGGUGACGGUCAGCUUGGCCACAGAGUGGGGCAAUAACCAGAUCCCCUUCCCCACCACAGUGAACAGGACAGUGAAGAGUCUGAUCCAUGAAAUCUUCCAGCUGCUGGAACUCGAUCCUGCAACAAGUGGGCAUUAUGUUCUAAAACUGUGUGACUCCGAGGAGUAUCUGCAAAAUGAGGAGCUGCUGGGUAUGCACAACACUAUUCAGAUCUACUACAAGCUCAAACUAGAUGUCCCCCUGCGACUGCUCCACGUGAACACCCUCAAACACCGUCUCUCUAGGGAUGGGGCGGAUGACAUGAGCCCGUGUCAGCUGUACAAGUCCCUGCGUCCUGCCUGUCUCUUUGACACCUGCAGGUUGAGCCUGCAGGAUGUGCUCAGCAGCUACAACAGAGAGGUGACAGAGAUCAUAAAAAAUAAGUCUGGGAUCAACAUCAAUGUGCUUGUGGGUCGAGUUCGCACCAUCACAAGUCUUCUGUGUGGACUCUCAUGUGAGGAGCUGGAGGACAUCAUCAGCUGGCUCAACAGACUCAGCCCCACACAGUUGAGUCAUGAUGAGAUUGAAAGUGCGGUGCUCAUGCUGCGGGGGGCGCUGCUCAAAGUGCUGCAGUUCUUUUUUGACAACUUCCAGUCAGACUUCAGAGGUCAGGAGGUCGCCAGCAACCUGCAAACACGUGACGUCGAGGACAAUGGUGACAUCUUCCAGUUCAACAUCGCUGCUCUCUACAAACUGCAGCUCUCCUGGCUCAACACGUAUGAGCACUUCUCUGUUUCCUGUGAGUUGACGUACAGAGGAGUGAAGAUCUGCGACACUGGCGUUUCUGACAAUAUCAGUACAGCCCUGUCGUAUGGAAACAAGAUCCAGUGUAACCGCAUGAUGGUGUUCCCUGUUCCAGUGAAGCAGCUGCCCUAUGAGAGCAUGUUGACGUUUCACUUGAAAGGCUCGAAGAAAGGAAAGAACCCUGAGCUUCUCGGCUGGGCCAUAUUACCUCUUUACACCAGCAGGACUUUGGUAACAGGGACCGUCCUGCUCAGUCUGUCCACCUUGGCCUGGAUCCCUGCUCCUCCCUCCCCUGCCCUGUUCGACAGCCACACUCAACCUGUUGGGGUCAUACUGCAGCUUGAGUUUCCAAAUCACUUCAAAUGGACAUAUCAGAGGCCCAUCGCCCUGCCUGGUUCAGUCAUGUUCACUCAGCCGUGUGCGGAGCUGCAAAAGAAAAUGUUGGACGUCUCGAAGAAGCACUGCCUCUGUUUUCUAACAGAAAAUGAGAAAACCUUCCUCUGGGAGAAGCGACACUGUGGUGACAAAGAAAGCACUUUCCUCCACCUGAUGCUGGGGGGAGUUCUCCAGUGGAAGCCUGAAUACCUGACAGAGAUCUAUACUGUUGUAGAGAACUGGCCUAUUCAUCUACCUGAGGAGGCGCUGUUCCUGCUCAGUGACAGUUUUCAUGAUCAGACUGUGCGAAGAGCUGCGGUUCAUUACUUUGAUCAGAUAUCUGAUGGAGAACUGGAGGAGUUUCUGCCACAGCUGGUCCAGGCUCUGAAGAGUGAGUGGGAGUUGGAAGGACCUCUGGUGAUGUUGCUGUUGGAGAGAUCACUGAGGAACAUACGAAUCGCCCAGCAGCUCUACUGGCUGCUGGAGGAUGCUCACACUGACCCUUACUAUCAGAGUUGGUACAGUAAGAUUCAGGCAGCGCUGCUGCACUGCUGUGGUCGGACACUGAGGCAGGAGCUGGAGCAAGAAACGCACCUGGUGUCCGAGCUGGUGCAGGUGGCUGACAGGGUCCGCACUGCUGACAAGGCUCGACGUAAGACUGUGGUGAACACAGAAAAGGAGAAGAUUGGCAGCUUCUUCAAAGACGGGAUCACCUGUGGUCUGCCACUGGAUCCUGCCGUCCGUGUGAAGGCGGUGGACUUGGAUGCCUGUAAGUUUUACAACUCCAACGCUGCUCCUCUGGGGAUCACGUUCGUCUGCACCGACCCUCUGGCCAAGAAGGUCGGUGUCAUCUGCAAGACAGGAGACAACCUGCGUCAGGACAUGCUGGUGCUUCAGAUAGUCCGUGUGAUGGACAGGGUUUGGCUCCAGGAGGGACUGGACAUGCAAAUGAUCACCUACAGGUGUCUGUCCACAGGCACAGAUCAGGGUCUGGUGGAAGUGGUUCCAGAGGCAGUGACCCUGGGGAAGAUUCAUCAGGAGUCAGGUCUGGGUGGGACCCUACGGGAGGACACGCUGGAGAAGUGGUUCCACAUAUGGAACAAAACCAAGGAGGACUAUGAAAAGGCUGUGAUGAACUUCAUCCACUCGUGCGCAGGCUGGUGUGUGGCCACGUUCAUCCUGGGGAUCUGCGACCGCCACAACGACAACAUCAUGUUGAAACACAGCGGACACAUGUUCCACAUUGACUUUGGCAAAAUUAUGGGGAAUGCGCAGAAGUUUGGAGGCUUUAAAAGGGACCGCUCACCUUUCAUCUUUACAUCUGAGAUGCAGCACUUCAUCACAGGCGGGGGGCAGAAGCCUCAGCGCCUGCAUCGCUUCGUGGAGCUCUGCUGUGAAGCUUACAACAAAAUCAGACGGCGCUCGGCACUGAUACUCAGCCUGUUGGAGCUGAUGCUGCAUGCUGGUAUGCCAGAACUGAAGGAUUCUAAUGACCUGCAGUACGUCCAGAACAACCUCAGACCUCAUGACACCGACCUGGAGGCCACAUCCUACUUUACAAAGAAGAUCAAGGAGAGCAUGGGCUGUGUUGCAGUCAAGUUUAACUUCCUGACGCACAACAUGGCCCAAGGGAAGAAGCAAGAACCGCUAACCAGGGACAGCAUCCCCACUCCCAGCACCAACAUCCAAGAAGCUGUCAUCCAGGGAUUCAAGGUCAAGGAAAAAGAUGUGAUGUAUGACCUCAGAGUAACCAUUGAUGAUGGUUUUCUGACCAGUGAGAAGACAUUUGGGCAGUUUGAGCUGAUCCAUAAGCAGCUACAGAAAUACUUCAUUGAAUCCAUGCUGCCCCAGUUUCCGAGGUGGUCCUUCACCACUGCUGGGAAGAUGUCGCUGCUGAAUAAAUACCUGAAGCAGCUGUUUGAGGGACCAUGCAAGGGAAAUGAGUUCGUGUGCAGCUUGUUCCUGGACGGCCCUGGCAAAGUCCAAGAAAAUGUGGCGACAGGAGCAGGUCCACAGAUCCAGCUCUACAUUUCUUAUGUUAACUCUAAGCUCUCGGUUUUGGUAAAACACCUGAAGAACAUUAAAAAUGCGAACGGCUCUAACCCCGACGCCUACGUGGUUAUGCGCCUGAGACCAGACCCUCAGGAGCGCUCUAAGAGGAGGACAAAGGUGGUCCGCAAUAAUGACAACCCCACCUUCAAUGAACUGCUGGAGUACAGCUUUGUUCCACUGCUCUAUGGGAUGGUGCUGGAAGUUACGGUGAAGAGCAAGAAGACGUUCGUGGCUGCGACCAACAUUAGACUGGAGGACAACUUGCUUGACAAGAAAACAUGGUUUCCCCUCGGGAACUGUGCAGUCUGACAUGAGAGCACUGUGAGCCUGCUGCCAGCAGAGGGCGUAGCCACACUGAGGGAGAGGAUCCAGACUUGAUGAAGUGUGGGAGAUUCACCUGAGAGGAGGAAGUGUGCACUGACGUUUUUAACUAUUUAUCUGAUGCAACUGAACCUCACUGAACCCUGAGCUCAAUGCACUGGAAGACGUUACAAAUCCGAGUCACUAGACUCAGGGGGAGAGACUGUUUAUUGUGCAAAGCGUCGUUUACCGUCUCCACUUAUUUUUUUCAAUUAUUUUAAUACAUAUCUUUUCGAUUGUUUCGAAGCAGUCUUGGUGAUGUAUGAAGGAAACAAACUAUUUUAAUUAUUGUACGUGCACUUUCAUUUGUACAUUGUUUUUGUUCUUGUAAAUGUGCGUGUGCGAGACUCAUCAGUGCAGAUUGAGGGGGAGGGGAUGUUGUUGUUGUCAGUCGGUGCUGCCUGUCUGUUACCUGCUUGGACUGAACGUGUUGUUUGUCCCUUUAGGCUGUGACAACUGGGUGUCCUUGACCAGUGGAAUUGGUGAGAGGGGGUGAGGAGAGAGGGGUGAGGAGAGUGUGUGUGUGAGCAGGAUGACAACACUGCCUCUCUGGCCUGAGGGGUUGACUUAACACCCCCACCUCCCCUCUCUCUCUCCAUCCUUUGUCUUAUCCAUCAGUGCGUCCAGACACAGUUAUGCACAUGCAUGCACAAACAUGCAAAGGCAGAUGUUCACAUGCCUGUACAAAUACCCCCGAAAAAAAAGCACACACACACACACAUAUGGCCUCUUUCAAGGCUGAGGCAGGUCUAAAUGCCAUCCUCCUCCUGACAGGCCUGCUGACCCGCACUCUCCUCCUCCUCAUUCACAGUACUCAGUGAUGAACGCAGAUAGAAAUAGACUCCCCUGCACUGGAUUUGGCUCAAUAAUGUAAAAACCUCUGUGAAAGCUAUUUAUAUUAUUCCCUGUUGGCUCUCUCACAGUGAGAGCUGGCUGCUACUCGCUCAUCGGAAUGUUCAGCGUGAAUGUAUCCCGGUGUGACUCAUCACUUUCAGCCUCAAAGGGGGGGUAACUGAUUCUGGGGAACGGCACGUGCAUUGCGGUGCACCACUGCUUUCAACAAGUUGGCCAUCACAAACAUUAACCUUAUCUGAAGACAAAAAACACCCUCUGUGAUAAAACACAAGACACGUUCAAUGACCAGAAUCAGCUGCGUGUGUGUGUGUGUGUGUGUGUGUGUGUGUGUGUGUGUGUGUGUGUGUGUGUGUGU
Paralichthys olivaceus (Japanese flounder) is the source of this 5593-nucleotide messenger RNA. RefSeq names its product phosphatidylinositol-4-phosphate 3-kinase catalytic subunit type 2 gamma (gene pik3c2g). Gene Ontology annotation, cellular component: phosphatidylinositol 3-kinase complex; plasma membrane; cytoplasm. Gene Ontology annotation, biological process: phosphatidylinositol-mediated signaling; phosphatidylinositol-3-phosphate biosynthetic process; phosphatidylinositol 3-kinase/protein kinase B signal transduction. Lineage: Eukaryota; Metazoa; Chordata; Actinopteri; Pleuronectiformes; Paralichthyidae. Gene Ontology annotation, molecular function: 1-phosphatidylinositol-4-phosphate 3-kinase activity; phosphatidylinositol binding; 1-phosphatidylinositol-3-kinase activity. The record is from RefSeq and is a predicted model, not a curated record.